Messenger RNA from Tachysurus vachellii, 3185 nucleotides. RefSeq names its product PR domain containing 4 (gene prdm4). Gene Ontology annotation, biological process: cell fate commitment; regulation of transcription by RNA polymerase II. Gene Ontology annotation, molecular function: RNA polymerase II cis-regulatory region sequence-specific DNA binding; histone deacetylase binding; DNA-binding transcription factor activity, RNA polymerase II-specific. The coding region runs from base 399 to 2852 and encodes 817 amino acids. The transcript has 12 exons. Gene Ontology annotation, cellular component: cytoplasm; nucleus. Lineage: Eukaryota; Metazoa; Chordata; Actinopteri; Siluriformes; Bagridae. The record is from RefSeq and is a predicted model, not a curated record.
AUUACCCUCGCGGAGUCGCGCUUACAUUAUAGCAUGUUAUUGUUUUCUUCUGAUUGUUUUUUUACUAGAAAUAUCUAAAUUUUAAACUUGAGCGUAAGUAUAUUUUAAAAGAAUGUGGCGUGGAAAUGCGUAAAUAUGUAUAUAAGUUUAAAGAAGUGUAGAAUUGAACACGAGCUUUAUGGAUUUUAUGCUUAAAUGAAAUCCUGUGCGUUUAUUAUCCAUGAAGCUUUGGGCUGUUUUAGUUUAAGUGCUGAAUUAAAUUUAUUUAUUAAAUAACUUUUUUUUAGUUGUAAAAAUGUAGCUAGACCUCGCAGUGCCAUAUGUGAAGGAAGAAGCUUUCAGUCAUUUGAUUGAGAAAUCCAGGACUCAGAUUCGAGGAAUGCAGUGCAGCUUCUACAAUGAACGACAUGAACCUCAGUCCGGUGGGCAUGGACCAGCUCAGCGUGUCCUCCGUCAGUGCCAGUCAUUUGGGGCUUCCUACCUCGCCCACUCACAGCCACAACCCCAUCACCACUCCAGGAAUGCCGGUGGCUAUACCGAGCCUAGGGCCGUCUCUGGGGCCGCUGCCCUCUGCGCUCUCCCUGAUGUUACCCAUGGGGCCUUUAGGAGACCGAGGAGUGAUGUGUGGACUUCCUGAGAGGAACUACACCCUGCCUCCUCCUCCGUACCCUCACCUGGAGAGCAGCUACUUCAGACAUAUUCUACCAGGUAUUUUGUCGUACCUGGCCGAUCGUCCUCCUCCUCAGUACAUCCACCCCAGCAGCCUUAACAUGGACGCCACUCUGUCCGUCGCCAACAGCAACCCUUCAUCUCUCGACCCCUACAGCGGUGCAGGAGGACAUUUAGAACAAAGCCUGGUGUCUAUAGACUCGCGACAGGCAGAGCUCCACCAGGGCGGCGCUCAUGAGGUGCAACUGGAUGCCGGCCUGGCGAUGGAAUCGCGUGUGAACAGUCCCAUGUCUCCAGACGGCAUGGGGGAAGAGCUGGCCAACAUGGAUGGCGUGGUGGUGAGCGCAGACUCCCAGCAGCCCCUCGGAGGUAGGAAUCAGCCCCACGAGAGCCUGGAGGGAGGCGUCAUGGCUUUGCACGGCCCUGGGCUGGAGCUGCCUGUGGUGAUGGAGCAGGAGCACAUGAGCGGACGUGUGGGGAGCAGCUCAGGACCCGGAGCUCCUGGAGCUCUGAGUGAAGCUCUACACACUAACGGUGAGCUGAACUCUGGUGUGGUCAGCGUAGUGCUUACCGGUGCCAUGGCGACGCAGACGCAGCUCGAACCCGUAUCGCUGCACAGCUCAGGCAUGGGGCUGGAGCCCGUAAACGUGUCCCCAAUCACCGCUGAGGUCUCGCUCGGCCCGGACAGCAGUCUCGUCCUGGUCAACUCUACGCUGCAGCUGGAGAACGCCACCGUCGUCAACAAGAACAUCAACGCUGCUUUCACCAUUUGGUGCACUUUGUGUGAGCGCUCCUACAGCUCUGACUGUCCCGAACACGGUCCCGCCACCUUCAUCCCAGACACGCCCAUUCAGAGCAGAGCCCGCCUCUCGUUGCCCCACCCACUGUGCCUCCGCGUGUCUGUAGCCGAUGAGCCGAACGGGGUGUUUGCACGAGAGACGAUUCCCAGCAGGACCUGCUUUGGCCCCAUGGUAGGACAACACUGCAGCAGUGUCGAGCUCUCCGGCUGGACCGAUAAAGACACGCCUCAGCUCUGGAAAAUAUUCCACAACGACAUCUUGGAGUUCUGUAUAGUGACGACGGAUGAAAACGAAUGCAGCUGGAUGAUGUUUGUGAGGAAAGCGAGGACGACGGAGGAGCAGAACCUGGUGGCGUACAUCGAUAACGGGAAGUUGUUCUUCUGUACGUCCCGAGAGAUCCUCCCUGAGCAGGAGCUGUUCUUUUAUUACAGUCGGGAAUACAGCAGACUGCUGGGCGUUCCCCACGUUCCAGAGGGACAAAUCUGCCACUGUGGAAAAGAGUGCACCUCCUUCUCUGAGUUCAAAGCCCACCUCAACAGUCACGCCCACAGCCACAGCCCCUCCCAGGAAGAUCCGACUCAUGGCGUACACGGUCAGCCACACCCCCAGGAUAAGCUGACCAGCGAGGCCCCCAGCAGCAGCUCGUCUCCGUCAUGGCAGUGCCAGGCUCAGGGCGAAGCUCAGUCCAGCAGAAACGGUCAGCGUCAUGGCCGAGAGAGGAAGUUUAAAUGCAGCAUGUGCUCGCGAGCCUUUACCACAUCCACCAAACUCAAUGUGCACUUCAUGGGUCAUAUGGGUGUGAGGCCACACAAGUGCAGCUACUGCAGCAAAGCCUUCAGCGACCCAAGUAACCUGAGGAUGCACCUGAGAAUCCACACAGGUCAGAAGAACUUCAGGUGCAAUGUGUGUGGAAAAUCCUUUACCCAGAAAGCCCACGUAGCAUCUCACAUGGUCAUUCAUUCGGGAACCAAGAACAUCAAGUGUGACCACUGUGACAAGACGUUCAACAGGAAACAGGACCUUAAGCAGCACAUGUAUUCACACUCGCUCGACCGUCAAAUUAACUGCCCAAAGUGCGACAAGCAGUUCCUCAAAACCGACCACUUAAAGAAGCACCUCAACUCCCAUGAAGGGAAACGGGACUUCAUCUGUGAGAAAUGCAACAAGGGCUUCCUGACCAAGUACCAUCUGACACGCCACCUGAAAAUCUGCAAAGGCCCAAAGACAGGCAGGGGAGCGGUUCAUGAAGAAGAUGGCGAGGAGGAAGACGGCGACGAGGAAGAAGAACCGGACGAAGAACAGGAACGAGAUUUAAGAGAACCAGACGAGAGAAAAGAUUGUGACAUUGGCGUGGAGGAGUUUUCCUCUGAUAAGACUCUGUAACCUUUCACUGUGAGCUGCUUCACAUUACACUAAAAUUUAUUUACCGUUGAUUCAGUUUACGUUCUGUUUUACCUUCCGAGAUGCCAAAUUAUAUGGACGCUCUGGUAUAUGGAACAGUUCAUGAGUAUGAGACUUGUUCGGCUCAGCGGAUGUUUCUGGUGGUCAGAAAAAAUCACACGCUGUAUCUGAAACACUGACAUUUUAUUGUGUAUCAGUUUAGUAUGAGGUCAGUUUCAUUUUGCCUUAGUUGUUAUUUAUUUGUAUGAUGUCAGUGAGUAAAGCCACCUUAGAAUAUGAACUGGGGUCAUUUAUAAAUAAAUUAAUUUCUAUAAA